AUGAAAGUAUCAACAACUUCUUCCUUGGCUUUGGCUUCUUUAUUGGUAGCUGCAAAUGCUGCUCCAAUCAUUUUAACUCAAAUCGUUACUGCUCCUGCUAUAACUGAUCUUAUUACUGUUACAACUGAUGCCAUUAUUAAAACUCAUACUAAUUUAAUUGUUGUUUAUACCCCACCACCUCAAUUACAAGUUGAUCCAACUACCACUAGUCCAACAACUACUUCGACUGCGGUUCCAACUACUACAAUCCUUCCACCACCACCUCCAACUACCACUUCUACAACUACCAGUACUCCAACUACUACAAGUACUACUCCUACUACUACUUCUACUACUCCAACUACUACAAGUACUCCAACUACUACUACUACUCCAACAACUACUAGUACUACUCCAACCACUACAAGUACAACUCCUACUACUACUUCUACUACUACUACUCCAACAACCACUUCCACCACUCCAACUACUACUAGUACUACCCCAACUACUUAUCCUGCUGUCGAUACUACCACCAGUUCUACCAGUACUACUCAAGAUCAAACCACCAGUUCAACUCAACAAGGUGAUGCUUUCACUUCUGAUGUUCAAUUCGAAUCUGAUAUUUUAACUGCCCAUAAUGAAAAGAGAGCUUUACAUGGUGUUCCACCAUUAGUUUGGGAUAAUACUUUAACUCAAUUUGCUUAUAAUUACGCUAUUAAUAAUUAUAAUUGUAAUAAUGUUCAAUUGAUCCAUUCUGGUGGUCCAUAUGGUGAAAACUUAGCUGCUGGUUACUCAGGUGGUUAUGAUCCAGUUGAUGCAUGGUAUAAUGAAAUUUCUCAAUAUGAUUUCAGUGAUCCUGGUUUCAGUGAAGCUACUGGUCAUUUCACUCAAGUGGUUUGGAAAUCUACUUCUACAUUAGGAUGUGCAAGAAUUACUUGUGAUAACGCUUGGGGUCAAUAUACCAUUUGUGAAUAUUCCGAUACAAGAGGUAAUAUCAUUGGUACUGAUCCUGCUACCGGAUUAAAUUUCUUUGCUGAAAAUGUGGUUCCACCAUUAAGUAGUAGUUAA
Molecule: messenger RNA, 1050 nt
Organism: Scheffersomyces coipomensis
Lineage: Eukaryota; Fungi; Ascomycota; Pichiomycetes; Serinales; Debaryomycetaceae
Gene: RBE1
Product: sterol-binding protein
Exons: 1
Coding region: 1-1050 (349 amino acids)
Cellular component (GO): extracellular region
Source: RefSeq, a predicted model, not a curated record